AUGAAGCUUCAUUCGUCGCCCAAAGCUUACUUGUUUGGUCUCUCUCCUGUGAAUUGCGCAAUAAGAAACAAUACUGGAUCAAGUUACCCACCAGAGGAUUUACUGUUGUUCCAGUAUCCCAAACAUAUCAACCAGCUGAUUGAAAUGCCUUCAUCCCGACUGGAUGCCACAGCUGCCAGUGACAAGCACGUGAAUAAGACGUGCUGCUGUGGUUCAAUAACUUCGAUUCAAAUGGAUGGCAAAGCCCAAUAA
Molecule: messenger RNA, 252 nt
Organism: Opisthorchis viverrini
Lineage: Eukaryota; Metazoa; Platyhelminthes; Trematoda; Opisthorchiida; Opisthorchiidae
Exons: 1
Coding region: 1-252 (83 amino acids)
Source: RefSeq, a predicted model, not a curated record